UGAGAGAAAAGCGCUUCCCGAGCGCUCAAUCCUGUCACUGUACAGACAUGAACCGAGCUCAGCGAGCAAUAACCAAAUCAAUGAUUUGUAUUCUUCGCGAUUAACACUUAAUUUUUCUUUAUCGCUCAAAGGUGCAACACUUUUCCGUCCCAACCGUCCUGUCUCCGUUCAGAAAUCGUUCAAUCGUUUGCGCUGGAUCUGUCGUGCCAGAAGAUGUGCGUGGAAAGCGAUGGAUGUGAAAUCGAGGGGUGCAGCAGUUCGGAUGAGGUGCACACGCUGUCUGGAAGCAUGAGUCCGGCUCUUAAAUCCAGUCCAGACCUGCAUCCCUGCAAACCUGGGCAGAAAUUCCGUGCCGCAUUACUCCGAUGCCGGUCUCCGCUCGUUGCCGCCGGGAUUCUGAGUUUUGGAAAUGUGCUCAAUUACAUGGACAGAUACACUGUAGCAGGUGUCCUCCUUGACAUACAGAAACACUUCGACGUUGGUGACAGCGGAGCAGGCUUGUUGCAAACAGGUAAGUCUCUCAUAAUCCCAUAA
Molecule: messenger RNA, 534 nt
Organism: Sinocyclocheilus rhinocerous
Lineage: Eukaryota; Metazoa; Chordata; Actinopteri; Cypriniformes; Cyprinidae
Product: protein spinster homolog 2-like
Exons: 2
Coding region: 214-534 (106 amino acids)
Source: RefSeq, a predicted model, not a curated record